CGCAAUAUUACAAUACUGACUCUCAAUGUCAGUGUGUGAAGCAGAGCUUAACCCAGGUAUUAAUGCAGAAAUGUAUCUUGAACAAAAGCAGUCACGUAGACGAGGACUGUGUCAAAGGGGUGCUCUAGAACACGCGUGUAAAGCAACGUGGGCCCAGGAGGGCAACAAAAGUUUGGACAGCCUUCACGAACAGAAGGAGGUCAACGAACAAACAGACAGGCUCUGCCAUGGUGUUAGCCGUCGUCUCAGCUGCCAAAUUAGACAACUCCAAUCUGUACAGGAAACCAGCUUGAUGAGGGCUCGCGUGCGAACAGAACGUCAAGCUUUGGCUUGAGCUGUGGCUUUAACAUCCUCACUUGGACUCGGAGCGGUGAAAGCCAAGGCCGCGUUUGUUCAAGAGGGGGAGGACGCCACUGUCCCACUGUACAUGUUGACAUGUGACUGUGUGACUCACGACGUUGAAUAAUUUCGUUACGCGAACUGAGUAAGCCCGGCGAGCUUGCAUGGUACCUCAGGCUACACCGUACUGUCUUAAGGGAUCCCUCCACGAAAUCCGGCUAAACCCUGGGUAGGCCGCCUCGGCCCUGCCUGAUGGAAGGCGGCCGCGGCACGCACGAGCGGGCCCGGUCUACUCAGGCGUCAGAACGAACAAAAUCUGCUCGGUGGUCUAAGGCAUUUGAUCAAGCAGGACUCAAACUAGUAGGAAGAGGCCCCACAGUUGCACAACGGCGAGAUGGCCGCUGAGAAGGUCGACGAAGAGAGGGGGACUCCUCCGUCGGGUGAAGGGGAGCGGCCGUACUUGACCAAAGAGGAGGUGGAGGCUCUUGGACCGAAGGGCCUUGAGGGGCAGCAGGCAUGGGUCUACAUCACGCCCACCGGCACAACGCUGACGGUGGACGCAGGGAAACGGAUUGUCGACUACGAAGAACUGAGGGAACACCAGUGUCGCAUCAUCGUAGCUGAUCUGCCUCCGAGUUCUCCCAUCAUCUUUUUGAUGAAUCCGACCAUAACUUACUUCAAAGGGAACCGGAGGUACCGGGUUUACAGACGGGGAGAAAUGAGCGAUUGGCAGUACUUUGAAAUGGGCGCUAUCAAACUCUGGAACAGGGUGCGCCCGAAAUGGGGCAAAGAAGCAUGAUUCUGUCUUGCAUGUGUGUGCAGAUCGUUUGUUCCUUUUCCUAAAUUGUUGCAAUAGCUGCGACUAAAUGUGUAUGAUAUGCCUCUUCGUGGACUGGGCACGUCAAAACUCGUAAGCGCUAUUUGGAGUAGUAGACCGUCUGCAUCGGCUUUGAACAGUCUUGAUCAUACCACUUUCAGGUGUGUGUAAUGGGGUGCUAAACAUGCAAACGCUCGGACAACCAAGAUCGG
This is a messenger RNA of Klebsormidium nitens, 1368 nucleotides long. The record is from the annotation of a GenBank genome assembly. Lineage: Eukaryota; Viridiplantae; Streptophyta; Klebsormidiophyceae; Klebsormidiales; Klebsormidiaceae.